AUGAAGGUCCAUAGGCUUCGUCGACAUUGUAUUGCAACCAGGGGAACUUGGUUUCCUAAGAACGUCCAGUUUUUAAUGCUAGAUGAUGUUGUGGUAUCCUACUACAACAGCAGCGCUGAUAGAGAAACCAAGAUCCCUGACUGGCUCAGUCACCCUGAAGGCUUAAAGUUCUGGAAAGAAAUCAGCGAAAAUCUGAAGUUUAAUCGACAUGUGAUGAAUACUGCCGUUAAUCUUAUCAACGAACGGUUAAAUGGCUCUCAUGAUCAUACAUAUCAGGCUCAAGGCUGGUGUCAGCUCAACCCAGACAAUACUACAUUAGCCUCCAUGGGCCAUGCCUAUGAUGGCAAAGAUUUUGUGAGCUUUGAUGUUAAAUCCCAAAUGUGGACAGCUGCUGUUCCAGAGGCUGUCUUUUACAAACUGAAGAGGGAACGGGACCUUGAGGACCUCCACCGUCUCACUACCCACUAUGAGUCUGGAUGUAUUAGCUGGCUGAAGAAGCUACUGCAGUUCAGCCUAAAAGUGCUGGAGAAGAAAGCCCCUCAGGUCAAAAUAGUGGAGGGUCCUACUCAAGACGCAUUUGAAAUGGAGCUCACGUGUCAUGUGACGGGAUUCUACCCAAAGGAGGUGCAGGUUGAGUGGCUGGGACCUGACAACCGCCCCUUGGUGCAGGGAGUGAGUGGUGAUGCAGUUCUGCCUAAUGGGGAUGGUACCUACCAGCUGAGGAGGAGGGUGAGGGUGCCAGAGGGAGCCCAGAACUCUGAGGGCUACAGAUGCCUGGUGCUGCACAGCAGUGUCAGAGGAAAUAUCACUGUGAACUGGGUUCCCAAGAGGAAUCUGUCCAUCGUAUUUGUCACUGUUGGAGUGGUUUCCUUGAUAUUAGCAGCAACAGCAGCAGUGUGGUGCCUGCUCAGCAGAUAA
Chanos chanos (milkfish) is the source of this 918-nucleotide messenger RNA. RefSeq names its product major histocompatibility complex class I-related gene protein-like. The transcript has 5 exons. Lineage: Eukaryota; Metazoa; Chordata; Actinopteri; Gonorynchiformes; Chanidae. Gene Ontology annotation, biological process: immune response. The record is from RefSeq and is a predicted model, not a curated record. The coding region runs from base 1 to 918 and encodes 305 amino acids. Gene Ontology annotation, cellular component: external side of plasma membrane.